AUGGAAAAUGAUACAAUCAAUUACAUGAAAUUUAAAAUGGGCUUUAGUCAAAGGAUACUUUUGGCAGAUAAGGCAGUGCCCUCUAAACUUAAAUGUCAAGUGGAACGCAAAAGAAGGCUAUCUGCUGCAGGACCUUCUCCAGAAGCAUCAGCUAAGAGGCAAAGAAUUGAUCUUGUCACAGACUGUCUAAGUGCUACUGGAAUGAACACUGAAAGCUCACAAAAUGAAAGAAAUUUGGACACUAUUGAGACUGAUGCAUCAACAAAGUCUCAAACAACCAAAGACAAAGGAACAAACACUGAACCUAUCUUAAAUGUUGAAAAAGCUGUUCAAGUUACUACAAAACAGAAAGUAUAUUAUCGGAGCAAAGCUGUGCAAACAAAAUGUUCGAGUAAAAAUAUUUCUACUUCACCACUAAAAGUGUCAACUACAUCUCGUUUCACUUCGCCAUUUAAGAUCGAACCAUGUUAUCUUCAACCUUCACAGUCAGGAGCAAUUAAAGCAAUAAAGAGAAAUAUAGUCUCGCAGGAAGAAAAAUCUAGUAGUGAUAUUUCUUGUAUUGAAAGUGAUAAUAAUUCACCUUUUGUGGCUACAUCAUCACCAAAAAUUACUGACUCUGAUACAGAUAAUAUUGAAAAUAUUGAAAAAUUGCAGUACCUUAAACAUAAUAUGCACUUAAUCAAAAGAAAACCCUUAAUGUAUGUUGGUAUAACUAAAGAAUGUUAUUUUAUAGUUCAGAUGAUGCAUGAAGUGACCAACAUAAAAAUAGAACACAUUUUGCUAUGCUUAAAAAAAAUUAGACAAAAUAGCACAUUUUCUGAAUUAGAAGAUCAUUUUGGCGUAUCAAUAUCCUAUGCUAGUAAAAUAUUUCUAGCAAAUAUACCUAUUAUAAGUAGCAUUUUAAAACCAUUUAUUAUGCCCCGUGGUCGGGACGAUAUGCAAGUAAACGUGGCGGGCCUAAGGAGAAAUAUUAAAAACAUUGCGCACAACUAUUCCGAUGCCCAGGUAAAAGUGCGCGAAGCAACAUCGAACGAUCCAUGGGGCCCCUCAAGUACGCUGAUGGCGGAGAUCGCCGACCUGACAUACAAUGUCAUGGCGUUCACGGAGAUCAUGCAGAUGAUAUGGAAGCGGCUCAACGACCACGGCAAGAACUGGCGGCAUGUUUACAAGGCUUUAGUGUUGAUGGAGUAUCUUAUAAAGACCGGCAGUGAGAAAGUAGCAAUGCAGUGUAAAGAAAACAUAUUCGCUAUACAUACGCUGAAAGACUUCCAGUAUAUGGAGGAAGGGAAGGAUCAGGGACUUAACGUUCGAGAGAAAGCGAAACAGUUAGUGAACCUGUUGAAAGACGACGAGCGACUAAAGAACGAGCGCGCCCGCGCUCUAAAGGCGAAACAACGUUUCGCACAAAGCGCCAGUGCCUUUGGAAGCGAUGGCGCCCUCGACACUCCCUCCAGCCCCACCUACCCACCGCUACCCAGUGAACCAGCGGAGUGGUCAGGUCGGGAGUCGGAGUUGGCCAGGCCUCUAACAGCUGGCGAGGAAGAAUUACAGCUGCAAUUGGCGCUGGCCAUGUCAAGAGAAGAAGCGGAGAAGGAAGAAAGGCGUCGUAGGUCCGACGAUGUACGGUUGCAGCUUGCUAUCAGCCAAUCGCAAAAUGACUUCCAGACGGGCGUAGAACCUGCGCCGUCUAAAACAGCCGCGGAGCCUUCGCAACAGUCACACCUCCUGGACCUGCUCGACGUGAACCUCAGCAGUCCGCCCUCACACACCGCCCCAGUGCCCGAGCCCUGGGGCAGGGAACCUAAACAGGAAACGUCGUCGGACGCGUGGUCAGCUGUGGGCAGCCCGGCGCGAGACCCCUGGGCCCCCACCGCAGCCCCCCCGGACCCCUGGGCGCCCGUCUCACAUCUACAGAUGAUGAACAAGUCUCCAGUAUCUGUGCUGUCGUCGCCUUCGUCUUCAGAUCUGGAGCAGUUCGACGCGCUGUCGCAGCGCCCGCGCACCCAUCCAAACAACAACCUCAACAACAACCACGCCGACUCUGACCCCUUCGACCUAACCGGACUCGGUGACAACCUGAGCCCGGUGUCGUCCCCGGCGCAGGGCACGGGCGCCGUGAAGAAGUCCCCGUCGGCGUUCCUCGGCGAGAACUCGUCGCUGGUGAACCUGGAGCGCCUGCUGCAGCCCCCCGCCCCCGCGCCCGCGCCCGCCCCCGCCCCCGCGGCGCCCAACCCCUUCGCGGCGCUGGACGCGCCCCUCGCCCCGCUCGCCCCGCACCCGCCCCGCCCCGCGCAGAUGUUCGCGCAGCCGCCGCCGGCCCGAUUAACAAUGAACGAGCUGAAGCAACAGCAGAUGGGCCUCCAGGGGCUGUCGUUCCCGAGCACGUCGCCAGCGUUCGGCGCGCCCGCCGCAAUCAUGGCGCCUGCCCCCCUCCUCCCCCCCGCCGACCCGUGGGCGCCCGCCACAGGCGCCGCCCUCCCCAUGGUGGGAGCGGCAGGGGUGGGGAUGCCGGUGACGAGCAUGGGCGUGGACGGCAGGUCCAGCUCGCCGUGGUCGCCUCCACACCAACGUCACACGCCGAAUCCGUUCCUCUCCUAG
Molecule: messenger RNA, 2598 nt
Organism: Arctia plantaginis
Lineage: Eukaryota; Metazoa; Arthropoda; Insecta; Lepidoptera; Erebidae
Source: the annotation of a GenBank genome assembly